AUGCGAGGUUCCCGAAUCGGCAACGGCGCCAAAGCAGCACUGGCGACAAACAUUUCGCGGUUCGCAACCAUCUCCGGUCCCCGAAGCCCCCAUCUUCCCCCCAUCAUGCCGCCACUUACCUCUCCCUCUGGGGGCUUCUGGCUACCAUCCAGCUGCCCUGACCCCUACCCAACCCCACUCCAACCCCAACCACUGCUACCCACGCUGUACAGGUUUGAGGCGACGAAGGGGGGCAAAGUUACUGCCGAGGACCUAGCGAACGAAGACUUGCAUGACGAAGACGUGAAGGCCGUGAGCAGCGAAUCCCAAAGCAGCACCAACGGGGGGGGGAAAGGAACCCCUAAGCGCAAGGGGAAGGGCAAGGUCAAGGCGGCGCGUCUCGAUGCCUGCGAGAAGCUCGUGGGCGCCGGGGUUCGCAAGUAUUUCCCGCGGUACGACGAGGAGUUCGACGGCGAGGUGUCGAGUUACUUGCCGCCGGAGAGUGACGAUGAGCACGGCGACCUUUGGCUCAUCAAGUACGAGGACGGUGACAAUGAACACUUCGAGCCGGAUGAGCUGGCGGAGGCACGGGCCCUGUACAACAAGCGCCACGCCCUUGCGAAGAAGGUCGUUACCUUUCCCACCAAGGCCCUCUUCGGGGGGCAGGCGGUCACGAACCUCUCACUGCGAAAGAUAAACGUUUUUGGUGAAACACCGGUGGGGCCCCGCGGAGUUUUCUGCACCAUCAGGGGGUACAGGCGCUCCAAGAGCAAAGGCAAGUCUUGAUGAGAUGGUAGAUAGCUAUCCUUGGGCCAUGAUUACGAUGGCGAUGUGAGUGGAGACUUGGUCUUGGUCGAGGAGACGGCGGUGCAACUGAGGAUUGGCCGUGUAGUAGUACAUUGUCGGAGCGGUUUAGAGCUUUUGUCAUUGUUGCUAGAGUUGGGUCGGUUUGGAUGGCACAAGAGCAUGGACGUGUUGGUUGAUGUACGUGCGGCGUUUGUACAGCGGCAUGUCGAGAGGGCACGAGCGGUUUGUUCUGACCUGCACCACAAACUAAAGUGAUUUUGCUCAAAGAGGAAAUUAAGUACUAGGUGUCAAACUCUCUUAGAUCGGACGCUAGUCAGGACUUACCGCUAUAUUUUCGGGGGU
Ectocarpus siliculosus is the source of this 1128-nucleotide messenger RNA. NCBI's taxonomy places the organism in Eukaryota, Phaeophyceae, Ectocarpales, Ectocarpaceae. The record is from the annotation of a GenBank genome assembly.